AUGCUGCAGUGUUCUCCUCCUGCAGCUCUUUGGGAUCCUAGAAUUCAGAGCAAGUGUAUCGAUUCGAGGGUCAUGUCAGGCUAUGGCAUCUUCACUGGAUCUUUCAACACCCUCGCAGAUGGGAGCCUCGCAGUUCUUCCUACCACCGUCAUUCUCUCUUUGGCCAAUAGCCCAAUCAAGAAGUUACAGCUCACAAUUGUCUUCGGUCUCAACAUCCUGACGUGCAUAUGCUCUGGCAUCAAGACCCAGUACCUGGCGCAGCUGGCGAACCGAACCGACUUCACUUGGGCAACGUUUGACAUCUUCGCCUGGGUUACUGUCGAAUUCUUCCUCAUGAUCGUUUGCGGUACGAUCCCAACAUUGCACGGCCUCCUUGUCGCCAUCCAAUCCACAACUGAGGCGCUGAAGGAUGCCUGCUCCUGCGGCACGAGGGGGAACUCCAAUGGCAACACAGGCGAUGGAGGUCUGAGAAUUGAACAGAAAGACGUGGCUGGAUGCGACGCGCAGGUCACCAUUGGGAGGAUGGCAACACGAAAACCUGGGUGGGACAAUGCGCAGGGUGGCCGGAGCUCAGAAUACCUAUUUGAAGACCUCUAA
Diaporthe citri is the source of this 597-nucleotide messenger RNA. RefSeq lists its product as uncharacterized. The transcript is spliced from 2 exons. The coding region runs from base 1 to 597 and encodes 198 amino acids. The record is from RefSeq and is a predicted model, not a curated record. Lineage: Eukaryota; Fungi; Ascomycota; Sordariomycetes; Diaporthales; Diaporthaceae.